CCUGUCGGCUGCCCCCGGCUCUACACCGGUUGUAGCCUCCCUGUGUGCAGCAGCGGGGCCGACGCGGAGAAGUGUCGCUACUUUGUGGGAAACUUUCUCCAUCUCCGUCCACCGCUCCGCACCUUCCGCUCUCCAGUUUGAAGACGAAUUAAAAACCAAUCAUGGGGUCUUUUGGUCACGGCUCGGCGGUUUUCCUUGUUGCCUCCUUGGUCACCCUUGUCGGUGUCUGCUACGGAGGCUCGGACGCGCCCCGGGGAGUCGCCAUGGGGUUCGUGUUUGACCCCAAAGCGAAGUGCGACCCGCCGUGCGAACACGCAGGAAUCUGCAUCCGCAACAACACAUGCUUCUGCUCCAAGGGCUACGAGGGAGAGACCUGCAAAUAUGCCAACUGUUAUCCCAAAUGUAAAAAUGGAGGAAUUUGUCUCCGCCCUGGAAAGUGCAGAUGCCCUCCUGGAUAUGGAGGAAGAUACUGCCACAAAGUGACCUGUGAUGGGGGAUGUUGGAACGGAGGAGAAUGCACCGCUGUCAAUGGAGUGGCCAAGUGCAUCUGCCCUUCAAGCUGGACCGGAUCAAAAUGCCAAGAGGCGCUUUGCCCGCAAGGCUGUAGAAACGGGGGCAUCUGUGUGGCCCCAGGAAUCUGCAGCUGUCCGGAGGGAUGGCUGGGUGGUGCCUGCCAUACUGCUGUGUGCACUCAGCCCUGCCUGAAUGGAGGGAAAUGCAUUUCUCCCAACAAAUGCCGCUGUCGGCCCCCUUUCUCUGGACCUCACUGUGAGGAGAGGAAAAAGUCCCACUAGUGUGACACAGCCGGGGUCAGAGCUCAAUGAGACCCCAACAAUGUUGUUAGGAUGAUUGUGUUUUUGUAGUUGAAAGUAGUUUUUACUUCUUUUUUUAAAACCAUUUUAUAUGUAAUUCUUCUACAUUUUACUGUAUAAACAUGCAACGUACUGUAUUGAAAUUUGUCAUUAAAUGAAAAAAACUGCACUGUA
Amphiprion ocellaris (clown anemonefish) is the source of this 986-nucleotide messenger RNA. It is a transcript of the gene seraf, whose product is annotated as Schwann cell-specific EGF-like repeat autocrine factor. Gene Ontology annotation, biological process: anatomical structure development. Gene Ontology annotation, molecular function: signaling receptor binding. Gene Ontology annotation, cellular component: cell surface; extracellular region. The coding region runs from base 162 to 794 and encodes 210 amino acids. The transcript has 5 exons. NCBI's taxonomy places the organism in Eukaryota, Metazoa, Chordata, Actinopteri, Pomacentridae. The record is from RefSeq and is a predicted model, not a curated record.